Nycticebus coucang (slow loris) is the source of this 391-nucleotide messenger RNA. Its product is annotated as 60S ribosomal protein L36-like. Gene Ontology annotation, cellular component: cytosolic large ribosomal subunit; ribosome. Gene Ontology annotation, molecular function: structural constituent of ribosome. The transcript has a single exon. The record is from RefSeq and is a predicted model, not a curated record. Bases 59 to 376 code for a protein of 105 amino acids. Gene Ontology annotation, biological process: cytoplasmic translation. NCBI's taxonomy places the organism in Eukaryota, Metazoa, Chordata, Mammalia, Primates, Lorisidae.
AAUUUAUGUCAGCCUUCCGCCACGGCCGCCAUUGGAGUUUCCCGCUGUUGUUGCAGCCAUGGCUCUGCGCUACCCCAUGGCCGUGGGUCUCAACAAGGGCCACAAGGUGACCAAGAACGUGAGCAAACCGAGGCACAGCCGCCGUCGCGGGCGCCUAACCAAACACACAAAGUUCGUGCGGGACAUGAUCCGAGAAGUGUGUGGCUUUGCCCCGUAUGAGCGGCGUGCCAUGGAGCUGCUCAAGGUCUCCAAGGACAAACGGGCCCUCAAGUUCAUCAAGAAAAGAGUGGGGACACACAUCCGUGCUAAAAGGAAGCGGGAGGAGCUGAGCAACAUCCUGGCCGCCAUGAGGAAAGCAGCUGCCAAGAAGGACUGAAACCCCCUUCCCUCU